UCUUCUAUGAUCUUCCUAAUUUUCGGACACCAAAUCUAAAUCCGAAUCCUCGUGCCCGAUUUUUUCGCCAAAAUACAACAUCGCCGAUUCAUCGCUCAUCAUCACUGCCACUGCUUCUUCUUCUCUGUUUGGUGGUUGAAAAAUGGAAAGCUAAAGCGGAAACCAAGCAAAAAAAAAAAAAAGAGUGAAGACUGAAGAGUGAAUAUCCACCUUUGUAUAUAUAUAAGUUUUAACAUAUUAAGGAGUAAAAAAGAAAGAUGUUUACGUGCAUUGCGUGUACGAAGACGGAUGAUAAGGAUGAAGAAGGAGGAGCUCGUGAGAGUGGCACGCCGAGUACAAAAGAAGCCGUCAAAAGCCUGACCACGCAGAUAAAGGAUAUGGCACUGAAGUUUUCAGGUGCAUACAAGCAAUGCAAACCCUGCACAGGGUCCAGUAGCUAUAAGAAAGAACAUAGGCCAUAUCCAGAUUUUGAUACUAUCUCAGAAGGGGUUCCAUACCCUUAUAUUGGAGGUGCAAGCUCAAGUUCAACACCUGCAUGGGACUUCACAACCUCUCACUACCCUGGUGGAAGAUCUGACCCUAGAUUUGCUGGGGCAUUUGGCGGUGACCGCACGCCGAGAGCACGUGACUCAACAUCAGUUUGUGAUGUAGUCUUAGAGGAUGAGGAUGAGCCUAAGGAGUGGAUGGCACAGGUGGAGCCAGGGGUUCACAUUACCUUUGUGUCUCUUCCUAAUGGAGGAAAUGAUCUUAAGAGAAUUCGCUUCAGCCGAGAGAUGUUUAAUAAAUGGCAAGCUCAAAGAUGGUGGGGUGAGAAUUACGACAGAAUCAUGGAACUUUACAACGUCCAGAGAUUUAAUAAACAAGCUCUUAACACUCCUUCAAGGUCUGAGGAUGAGCAAAGAGAUUCUUCUUACUCAAGAUUGACAUCUGCAAGGGAAAGCCCCAUGGCCUCAAACAAGGAUUGGACGCCGAGGAGUCAUUAUAAGCCCUCAGGGAGCAGAGGAUAUUACCCGUCUGAACCGUUGGAUCACGGUGGAGGUGGUGGCCAAUACCAUGCAGGGCCAUCUAUGGAACCAGCAAGGGAUACCACUGCUUCUAGAGAUGAGCCUUCUAUCAGCAAUGCCAGUGAAAUGGAGACAGAAUGGGUAGAACAAGACGAGCCAGGAGUUUACAUUACAAUCAGGCAGUUAGCUGAUGGAACAAGAGAGCUUAGACGUGUCAGAUUCAGCCGGGAAAGAUUUGGGGAGGUGAAUGCAAAAACUUGGUGGGAAGAGAACAGAGAGAGAAUACAAGCUCAAUAUCUUUGAACUUUGAAGUCACAUUUUCCUAACAAAAAGUGGAUCUCCUAAACUGGUGGAAUCCCCAAAAUUUUGUUUCCUAGAGAAUGUAAUGGUAUGACUCCAGAUUAUGGAGUGGAGUCAGUUCCUAUACAGAAAAGAAAACUUGACUUUUCCCACCAUCGGUUAUGGUCUCUGGUGUUAAAUUGACAGUCACAUACAAGAUAGUGUGCAAAUCAGGGAUUUAGUAGUUUUGUGGUGACACUCCAUUUUUGCCAAGGAUCAGUCGCCAUUGGAUUGGGAGGUCUAAUCUUUAUAAUUGCAUAUCAUCACAUAUAUAUUUUUUAUCCUCCUAA
Glycine soja is the source of this 1633-nucleotide messenger RNA. Its product is annotated as protein BREVIS RADIX-like. The record is from RefSeq and is a predicted model, not a curated record. Bases 258 to 1307 code for a protein of 349 amino acids. NCBI's taxonomy places the organism in Eukaryota, Viridiplantae, Streptophyta, Magnoliopsida, Fabales, Fabaceae. The transcript is spliced from 6 exons.